Geosmithia morbida is the source of this 996-nucleotide messenger RNA. RefSeq names its product coiled-coil domain-containing protein 130. Gene Ontology annotation, biological process: mRNA splicing, via spliceosome. The coding region runs from base 1 to 996 and encodes 331 amino acids. NCBI's taxonomy places the organism in Eukaryota, Fungi, Ascomycota, Sordariomycetes, Hypocreales, Bionectriaceae. The transcript has a single exon. The record is from RefSeq and is a predicted model, not a curated record. Gene Ontology annotation, cellular component: U2-type spliceosomal complex; post-mRNA release spliceosomal complex.
AUGCCCUUCGCAGUGUGGUGCGGGUACUGCCGUCCGGAGACGGUGAUAGGGCAGGGCGUGCGGUUCAACGCGUCCAAGACGCGCUCGGGGAGCUACUACUCCACGCCGAUAUGGCAGUUUCGCAUGCGCCACGCAGACUGCGGUGGGGAGAUUGUCAUCCGGACUGAUCCGCGCAACACGGCGUACCUCGUCGUCUCGGGGGGCAGGAAGCGCGACACCGGCGAGGACGACGACGGUCCUGUCCCGACCUCGGGCCCCAGAGGAAGAGACGGGCGCAGCGAGCGCAGCGAGGGGGGUGGAAGCACUAUGGAAAUCACGACAGAUGCCGAGAGGGAGAGGUUGAGGCAGAACGCAUUCGCCAAGCUGGAGCGCACCAUAGACGACAGGGAGCGCCUCGUCGCCGCCUCCCGCCGCAUAGACGACCUGCUCGUCGCGUCGGACAGACAGGGGAGGGACCCGUACGCUGUCAACGCCAUGCUGCGCCGCGGCUUCCGCCAGGGCAGGCGCGCCCGCCAGCGCGACGCAGACUACGUCGACGAGCUGUGCGACCGCAUCGGCCUGGACCCAGACGUUAUGCUCCCCGCCAGCCAGGACGAUGUCAGGCGCGCCGCUCUCGUCGACUUCACCCCCCAACCACUGUUGCCGACGUCUUCUUCCGCCAUGGCGAAACCGCUUUUCCCUCCUGCCUCCGCCUCUGCUCCUACCAAGACCCCGGUGACUGUCGAGAAGAAGGAGAAGGACUUGCCGAAGGAUACGAAAGAUGACGCUGCCGCCAAGGCUACGAGGUCCGGCUUCGCUCAUCAGGUCAUGGGCAACACGAGGAUCACGCGCGAUCCCUUCCUCGGGUCGGCAUCCGCGAGCAAAGACAAGAUGCGUGCUCGACUGGCCGGUGUCAAGCGCAAGCGUAGGGCGAGUCAGUCGUCUCCUCCGCCGGCCGAGGUGCCAUCCAGUACGGGCGGUCUCGGUACAAGACUUGUGGCUUACGACUCGGACUGA